CUAAUAAAUAUAGCACAGGAUUGUAGGCACUACUACUCGGUGCCAUCCCUACUGCAACAGGACGCGACCGUCUCAAUCACCAAUACGGCAAUUCAAGCACCACGAACGACGUCUCCUGCCACUAUUGAAUAAGAAAAGCGCAAUGCGCAACUCUUCUACUUCCAUUUUCCGAUUGCAACGCAAACCAUACCACAACCAUUCAAAAUCCGGGAGGACGAGACCAAGCCACCAAAAAAUUAAAGACUCGCUGUGUCGUGUUGCGUUGUGUCCUGGCGCCAUGGCAAGGAAUUCGAAUCGCGGUUCCGGUUCCGGGAAUCCGGACCCCUCCCACGCGUUCCACGAACCUGCGUGCGGAGAGCCCGGGGCAAGGACUUCYGGGGCGUCCCAGUCGUUGCUCGGACCCCCCGAGCUGCUGCCGCCGUUGCGCGGCGGAAAAGMCCGGGGCGCAGACAGAGUCRCAGRCGCAGGCGCAGACCGGAAUCCCUCCGGCCCCCGCCGGGGGUUCGAGGAGAGGGAGGAUCCCAACGCGUCCGUGGGCCGUGGGGGGGACACCGGCGUUCGGGACGGCCCCGAACCCACAACGCAACGGGCCCGCCGUGCCGCGAGAGGCGAGGGAAGGGAUGCACCGCCGGGAGGUCCGGACCCCCCGUUGUCCGCAUCGAGCGGCGACGACCGCAACGACGACGACGAGAGAGGAGGGGGCCGGGAACGCACGCUCCCCGUGGAGGAGGUCGAACCAUGCCCGCGUUGCUCCGAACCAACAGUGGGGGCAGCUCGAGACGAGAACAACGAUGACGAUGGCUAUAGGUUGAUGCUGGAAGAGGAAGAUAACCAGAGGCGGCAAUGGCUCGAGGAGAUAGAGUCCCACCGAGCCCGGGAAGAAGAGUCCGAGUUGCACGCACUUCUCGACGAUCAGAUGCGGUUGUUUCGGGAAAUCUAUCCCGACGAUCGACGAGAAGAAGGAGGAGAGGGGGUGGACGAAGAAUCAAUCCUGGAGGACGAGGGUGGAGACGAAGACGAAGACCUCUUUCUCCAGGGAGAAGUAUUGCGGGGGGAUGGUCAGAUCGAGGACCUAGUGGCCUUUUGUGAAAGCCGCGAUCGAGAACAAAAGCAACGGUCCGGGACUACCCAUCGAGGAACCACGGCUUUUUCCGAGGGUUGCGCACACGCCGGUCAGCCGUUUGGGCACAAUACUACGGGUAUAGCAGCUGCAACCAACCACCAUGGUGUUUGUGUCGUUUGUCUGGCAGCACCCCGGACCCAUGCCUAUGUCCCGUGCGGGCACCUGUGCGUAUGCCAGUCCUGUGCCCGCCACCAGCUCAAGCAGCAACGGAAACAAGAACGAGAACGGGGUGGAACAGGGCUAUUGGCCCCGAGCUGCCCGGUUUGUAGGCAACCGUCGGCGAUGGUUGUGAAGAUCUUCGUUCCGUAGGACGCAAUCAAGCAGUCCCUCCAUCGAUCUACACCAGAUCGGUAAAUGGACCAUUCAUUCCUCGCGGUUGUGUGUGAUUCGAUUCUGAUUUAUUCGAUCGGGUAUGAGACUCGGCUAAACUCGAUUGCGUCCGAAUAGAUUUAGAAAGUUCAC
Messenger RNA from Pseudo-nitzschia multistriata, 1585 nucleotides. NCBI's taxonomy places the organism in Eukaryota, Bacillariophyta, Bacillariophyceae, Bacillariales, Bacillariaceae. The record is from the annotation of a GenBank genome assembly.